AGAGCGUGCUUCCAGGCCCGUCAAUGGAACAAGACAUAGCCACUCUAUGUUGACAUGGUGGAAGACGACCCACCUCUCUGCACGUGCCUCCCAUUUCACUGGAACCAUGGUCUUCUCGGCAGUGUUGAGAGCAUCCCAUACCGGACCGUCCAACACGACGUUUGUAGUCUAUGAAAAUACCUACAUGAAUUUUACAGCACCUCCUCCUUUCCAGCCUCCUAGCAUUGGGCUGAGGAACAGUCUGGAAACCAUGGUUCCUACUGCGACGGGCUCCUGGACAGUAAAUAGUACACUUGUGCCCUCAACACCAGCAGAUUUCAAGAGCCUAAACUUGCCUCUCCAGAUCUUCUUUUCUGCUGUCAUGAUAUUUAUUCUGGUUGUGUCUUUUCUUGGGAACUUGGUGGUUUGCCUCAUGGUUUACCAAAAAGCUGCCAUGCGAUCUGCAAUUAACAUCCUCCUGGCCAGCUUGGCUUUUGCAGACAUGUCACUUGCUGUGCUGAACAUGCCCUUUGCCCUGGUAACCAUUCUUACUACCAGAUGGAUUUUUGGGAGAUUCUUCUGCCGGUUGUCUGCUAUGUUCUUCUGGCUGUUCGUGAUAGAGGGAGUAGCCAUCCUGCUCAUUAUCAGCAUUGACAGGUUCCUUAUUAUAGUUCAGAGGCAGGAUAAGCUGAAUCCCUAUAGGGCUAAGGUUCUGAUUGCGGUUUCUUGGGCAGCUUCCUUUUGUAUAGCUUUCCCUCUGGCUGCAGGAAACCCUGACCUCCAGAUACCUUCCCGAGCCCCACAGUGUGUGUUUGGAUACACAACCAGUCCCGGAUACCAAGCUUAUGUGAUUUUGAUUUCUCUCAUUUCUUUCUUCAUACCAUUCCUGGUCAUACUGUAUUCCUUUAUGGGCAUUCUCAACACCCUUCGGCACAAUGCUCUGAGGAUCCACAGCUACCCUGAGGGUAUUUGCCUCAGCCAGGCCAGCAAACUGGGUCUCAUGAGUCUGCAGAGGCCCUUCCAAGUGAGCAUUGACAUGGGCUUUAAAACACGUGCCUUCACCACUAUUUUGAUUCUCUUUGCUGUCUUCAUUGUCUGCUGGGCCCCGUUCACCACAUACAGCCUCGUGGCAACGUUUAAUGAGCAUUUUUACUACAAGCACAACUUUUUUGAGAUAAGCACCUGGUUACUCUGGCUCUGCUACCUCAAGUCUGCGUUGAAUCCACUGAUUUACUACUGGAGGAUUAAGAAAUUCCAUGAUGCCUGCCUGGACAUGAUGCCUAAGUCUUUCAAGUUCUUGCCUCGUCUUCCUGGUCACACGCGGCGACGGAUUCGCCCCAGCGCCGUCUAUGUGUGUGCAGAGCACCGAACAGUGGUGUGA
This is a messenger RNA of Elephantulus edwardii (Cape elephant shrew), 1360 nucleotides long. RefSeq names its product G protein-coupled receptor 63 (gene GPR63). Lineage: Eukaryota; Metazoa; Chordata; Mammalia; Macroscelidea; Macroscelididae. The record is from RefSeq and is a predicted model, not a curated record. Gene Ontology annotation, cellular component: membrane. Bases 47 to 1360 code for a protein of 437 amino acids. Gene Ontology annotation, biological process: G protein-coupled receptor signaling pathway. Gene Ontology annotation, molecular function: G protein-coupled receptor activity. The transcript has a single exon.